AUGCACUUCCCCAAUGGCCAAAACGCAUGGCCGCCGCCUACCAUGUCGAAUUCCAUCGGCGCGCGGUCGUCCCAGUCGAAACCCGAUGAUGCUGCCGCCAGAACGUCGACGCCAGUUGAUAACUUCCCCGUGUUGAUGCCUGAGGCAUCCAACGCAUCCGACCUCGAAGACGACGCCCGACGCGCCCACUUCGCCGAUCUCUAUCGCAAGAGCGAGGCGAAGAUUGCGCGGCUCUUCUACGAGGAUGGCAGUUACAAUGAGGCCGCGAUAGCCGAGCUUGAGCACCCCGUACUUGCCCCUGCACCCCCUACCGCCGCCUUGAUCCCCGCCACCACCGACCAUACCCCUGCACAGGAACCUCCGCGCAAGAAAGUGAAGAGAACCAUUGACGAAGAUGAUUACGAUGACGAUGAAGAUGAGGAGGAGGAAGAAGAAGACAAUGCUAAAGCGACGACAUCCCUCUCCCACAUCAAGGGUAAGAGCGUCGCCGAGGCAUCUGCCGCCGCCGCCGCCGCCUCUUUGCUUUCGCCGUCCAAGUCCGAUAGUCCGGCUGGUCCUCCAUCCGCAACAUCUCCUCCUGGUAGCCACGCGGCGGCCGACAAGUCUUCCAAGGAUGGCGAGUCCUCGUCCGCCUCCCAAAGCCAACAACCCAAGACGAGCGAAGACGCGCGGAAGCAACUCGAGGAAGCGCGCAACGCCACCGAAGAGGAAGUGCGCAAGAGCUUUCAUACCCUCUUUUACACCCUCGAAAACGACCGUACCGCCAUGAUCGAGCAGCAGCAGCUCGAGGAAUCCGAGAAGCAACUGCAAGCCGAAAUGGACAACAACAGCCAUAAUAACAGCAGCGGCGCCAACUCGAGUUCCCAGAACGGUCAUGGAUCCCUAAGUAGUGCCAACCUCGGCGCCUCCAGUCUUACGCUGAAGCACCUCAUCGCCCGCAUCGAUAUGAAGCGUGACCAGGUGCGCGCUUCCGAUGCCGAGCUCCGUCUCCUGAUGAACGAGGUCCGGAAGAAUAGGAGUAAAUGGGCUAGUGAGGAGAAUGUGAAUCAGGAGGAACUGUAUGAGGCAUUGGAGAAGGUCUUGACGGAGCUCAAGGCCCAUACCGAGUAUUCUACCCCCUUCUUGACGAGGGUGAACAAACGUGAUGCUCCCGAUUACUAUAAUUUCAUCAAACAACCAAUGGAUUUGGGCUCAAUGACGAAAAAGCUCAAGUCUCUCACGUACAAGUCAAAGGCCGAAUUCGUCACCGACCUGAACUUGAUUUGGGACAACUGCCUGAAAUACAAUCAGGACAUGAACCAUCCCCUGAGAAGAAUGGCGAACGGUAUGAGGAAGGAGGCUGAAAAACUCAUCCCCCUCAUUCCCGAUCUAGUCAUCCGCUCGAGAGCCGAAGUCGAGGCCGAGGAGAGACGGAAACAAAACGGAGGAGAAGACGACAACGGCGAGGAUUCCGACGACGAGCCCAUCAUGUCGUCGCGCGGCCGCAAAGCCGGUGCUAAGGGGUCCAACAAGUCUCGCAAGGCGCAUUCGAAGAAGAAAGAAGGCACCCCUAACGUCGACCAAAAACCCCAUUUGCAGGUAAAUGGGAUAUUGGCCAAGCAAGGCCGCGAGGGUUCCGAGGUCGACGGCAGCGGGUUCGGCACCCCUAUCGGCGGAUCGGCUACCCCUAGUGGCAUCAACGGCCUUUCUCUUGGUGUCGGAGGUGUCGGUAGCAACGGCGACGCCAUGGACCUCGAUGGCCCGUCUCUUAACGAGAUGGCGUUGGGGGAGGCGCUCGGCGAGGCUGCCGCCCAGGCCUACGAAGAUGAGGAGUACAAAAUCUGGAAGCAGGUCACGAAGAAAGACAGGGCUCUCGUCGCCAAGGAGAGAUUCGCGCUGUUCAAGGACAACCACUUGAAUGUCGACGCACCCGCCCUGUUAAGAUCCAAGGCCGCCAUGAGACGGUUCCUCAAGGGACAGAAGCAGGCUGAGAGGCAACAGGCUAUCGCGAGCGAUUCGCAGGCUGAUGCCUCGGGUCCAGCGGUGAAUGAACCUCAAACCAAUGAGACUCUCGCCGAGGAGAUGCAGGGCGAGGAAGUCAGGGUCAUUCCGGACUAUUACGAACCGUUGAGCCUUGUUCCUGGCGUUACCCCUUCGCUCCGUUGGACGGAGGACGGUGAGGGACAGGUUAUCAAUCACCACGAAUGGUCUCUCAGUCUCGUCCCCCCCGAGCACUUUAGGUCACCGGUUAGCGCGUUUACGAAGAGGAUGGAAUCGAAUAUUCGGCAGAUUCAGGAGACGAGGAGAUUGGCGACAAAGAUAUCUGUGAUUAAACAAAUGCAGAUUCAAUCUCAGGUCUACGCAAAUCAAUUCCCAAAAUCCAAUUUUGAUCCUUUCGUGGAGGUUGACGUCGACCAACACUUCAUCUCGGACCAAGGUCCAGUCAUGGCUCGAGACACAUGCCAGGAUGCGCUUAAGCGCUCCGUGGGCAAGAUCUUGUACCAAGCUGGUUUCGAGGAACUGCAGCCAGCCGCCGUUGACACUCUCACAAACGUCGCUGCCGACUACUUUCAAAAGCUCAUACGAACCUUUAACCUCUACCGAGAGGCGGACAAGAAGCCAGCCCCCAGCACUGCCGGUGUCAAGCUCCAGCCGCGGUUCACACCGGAAGAAGUCUUGCUCCACACGCUUGACGAGAACGGUUGCGACAUUGCAUCCCUGGAGGCCUUUGCGCGAGACGAGGUGGCGCGACUCGGCACGAAGUUGUCGGGCAUCCACGAUCGCAUGAAGUCGCACCUCGCGGACUUGCUCCGACCUGCUCUUCAGGCAGACGCCGGAGCGGAUGGUGCUGGCGCCUUCAAAGACGGUAGCGAGCAGUUCGUUAGUGGCGAUUUCGCCGAAGAGCUCGGCGAAGACUUCUUCGGCUUCCGCUCGUUGGGUCUCGAAAAGGAGCUUGGCCUCGAUACCCUGUCCGUUCCUCUUCACCUGCUGCAGUCCCGCGUGCGAAGCCAAUACCAGCAAGCCCAGUCAUCGGGCGCCGCGAACGUCGACCUCCUCGACACGCUGCCGCCCUGCGAGCCCGUCACUAAGGAGAACAUCCAAGACCAGAUCGGCCUGGUCAAGAACUUCUUCCUCGCCAAGCUUCACGCGAACGGCGACCAGCCGCUCGUCGAGGACGAGGACCUACCGCCCAAACAGCGCCGACCUCGCCCGCGCCUGGGCGCCACCGGCAAGAUCUCCUCGCCGCAGAAGCGUCCGCUCAAGGAGCAGAUUGCGCUGGCGCGGAAGAAGAAGAAGCUCGAGGCGCAGAUGGCCGAGGCCAAGCUGAAUGCCGAGAAAGGUGGCGGCACCGGCUCGGCGAAUACGACUCCCGCCAAGAAGUUGAAGAACAUACCGAACCUUAAUGGGUCGGGGCCGAAUCCAGCGGUGUUGGCGCUUGGUGCGCCGGCGAUGGAGAGGGUUGAUAGUUUGCAGAGUCAGGGGCAUGCUAGUCAGACUGACAAGGAUGAGCCGAAUGGCAUGAUGAGCCCGGAAAGCAUUGAUAGGUGA
Messenger RNA from Scedosporium apiospermum, 3528 nucleotides. RefSeq lists its product as uncharacterized. Lineage: Eukaryota; Fungi; Ascomycota; Sordariomycetes; Microascales; Microascaceae. Gene Ontology annotation, biological process: regulation of transcription by RNA polymerase II. Gene Ontology annotation, molecular function: protein heterodimerization activity; structural molecule activity. Gene Ontology annotation, cellular component: SAGA complex; SLIK (SAGA-like) complex. The transcript has 3 exons. Bases 1 to 3528 code for a protein of 1175 amino acids. The record is from RefSeq and is a predicted model, not a curated record.